UUCUUUAGUUUGUAACCGUUUUCUCGUAUGCAUCAAAUUUCAAACUGCCACCGGAAACUGUGAUUCGUCAAUAUAUUCGCAAAAACAAUUUCAAUUAAGUUAGAAGUUUGAAAGUUCGGAGUACACCAUUUUGCUAUUUGGAAGUUGGAAUUCGGUGAGUGAGUUUCUUCUCCAGGUGCUAAACUGCAGCUGUCUGCAAAAAGUGAGUUUUGCGGCAAAAGAAAUUUUUGAGCGGUUGUCGAACGCGGUGAAAGCUGAAAUGAAACGGAAUCGGUUAAUGUCGUCCGAUCAUUGCUUUUGGAGGAAAAACACGUCGCAGUUCCGUGGCAGGAAAUAAGCGGCAGAUGUUUCGUACCGGUGGAUCGCAACGCAAGCCGUUGUUCAUCGUACGCGAGACAUCAUGCCUUUGUUUCAGGAACGAUGGUUACAAAUGGAAGACAGCUGACAGUCGAGGGUUCUGACGAACGAACGUGAAACGUGCUAUAGCCACAUACGUUAGUCAAACUUUGGAAGGUGCAUACGUUAAAUCGGCAGCUUGUUCACCGCGCUUAAGUCCUGCGGUGUUCAACUUAACCAGUUGAGUGUCCCCUCCGCCCCCAGCCCCUUUCAAAGAGAGCUAAAUGUCGUGAUCGUGAAACAACCGUCGUUCUCAACAUGUCCUUGAGAAACGUUUCCUCUGAGCGACGCUCGAAGCCCGUAAUCGACAGAAAAAGGUCUGCGUCCGCAGGAACGUCGUCGCAAAAGACGCGAUCUUCGAAGGACGAAAAUCCUGCAAAAAGUAGCACGAUGAAAUCGCAAGGUCUCCACGAACGACAGCUUCUUUUGCGGAAGGAAAAUAAGAAGGACACUAAGGUGCGUGACAACUCGGGACACAAGGGCCGCUUGCCCGAAGAAACGAGCGUCGCCAGCACGAACCACAAUAAUCCGAUUUACAUUUUACGGAAGGAAAUACACGAUUGGCGAAUGCUCGGGCAAGACGGAUUUGAACAACACAUUAUCGAAGAUGAAAUGGAGAAGAGUUUUGUUCAAGAAAACUACAAUCAAGCAAUUGUGAAGAAUUCAUCGGAUCCAGAUAUUUUUCCGGAAUUGCCGAGCUCCGUCAUCGUCGACCAGUUAACGCAGCGCACGGAAAAUUUGAGUUCUCCGGAAUCGUGUAACGUUUGUUCUGCGACGUCCCCAGACGAAAUGACUUCCGUUCGCAUGUGUUAUUGCAAACAAAAAGAUAAUACAUUGCGUAAGAAAGAUAAUGAUGUCAGAGUACACAAUGGAAAUGGGCACCUUGCAACCAUUACAUCCAAAAAAUCAGUAAUCACGAAUGAAACUUACGGAAAUAGUGGGCGAUCUCCGAGAAGAAGUGUUAUUGGCGGAAAAAUGCUUAAUGCAAAUUGGUCAGUAGAAGAGCAGCCUAUCAAUACUAUUUUAAGCCCUGAAACGUCAACUGCGCUCGAAAACGCCGAGAAAAUUAUUAACAACGCGAAGAUACAACUCAUGGAAGUCUGUGGAAUGUCGAGCAUCGAUUCCGCGCGGCGGUGCAGAAAUACAUAUUCAGACCUGCCGUUGGACAACGAAUCGGAAGAGUUGCUGUACAUUCGCGAGUUGGUGGCCUGCAAGUUUGAUGAAGCGACUUCCUCGAGAUCGGAGACGAAUGGCAAAACGAGCGUGAAUUCGAAGGAGUCCGCUCGCCUUACCGUUCGCAGGACCGAUUUGUCGGCGCCGAAAUUUCGGACAACGCGACGACGACACGCCGAUUGGUCGUCCCUGGGAUACGGAAGCGACAAUCGGUCGUGCGGACGUGCUCCGCCUGCCGAGGGCGCGCCGUCGAAGGACUCGAUCGAGAACGCCGCGACGAUGCCCGGCGAUUGCGAUCGUCGCCGAGCAUCGUCGGUGGCGAGCAUUGAACGCGAGCUCGUUCGUGCGCGCGGAAACGCGUGCAGAAUUCAGACGGGGCCGUCGGUGCACAUCGUCGACCGGGAACUGACAAAGCAGAACUUGGACGACGUACAUAUAUCGCCGGAAUCGUCCUGGGCGCAAAGUCGUGCGAACAUCGCGACUUACAGAGUGCAUCACGGCGAGAAUAUUCCGGAAAAUGUAGCGAGCGAGCCGGAAGCGUCGAAGGCGCUGAAAACUCUACGAGUGAGAUUAGGCACGCCGCGGCAACACGAGAGGCCCGUUGUUGCUGAAAUUGCAACCAAAACGGCGACAGAUGCCUCGAGCAAGUCGAAAAGCGAAGUUGAAUAUGCUGGAAAUAACGGGCUGCUUGAAUGUCCAAAGUUCCAAGCUAAAGAUCACGCAAGAGAAAAGAGUGAUCGAGCACUCGAUGGCACGAGAAUAUCCGGACAUGCGGAGCGCGUGAAAGAUCGAGAAGGGAUGAGUUCCGCCGCGAUUGAUAAUUCACGCGAUGAAAAAUUGAGAAGCGAGCCGAGGAAGGAGGACCAAGCCGAAAUCACUUCCGGCGGCGAUACGAAUGGCCGCUACGCGGAGGAUCGAAGGAUAUUCGAUAAGAAGAGCGGCGUCGGCAAGCGAAAUCGCUUGCGAAGCGACGGGAACGUCGAGCAGAUACGAGAGGAGAACCGAAGCGAUCGAUCAAAGCUGCCGCUCGUCGGCGACGCAUCGGGGAGGACAAGUUUUCUGCGUUGCGAAAAUAUCGCCUCGCCUUGUCGCGCGACGACGAGCCAGCAACCUCGUCGGACGAUUAUUGAUGAACACCUCUCAAACACGUUCGACAGUCACGAUGAGCUGCAGAACGUCGACGACGAGGCACGUCGAUCUUUCGCUUCGAGCUGCUCGGACGAUUUUCAGGCGGAAGACGAUCCAAAUGAGAUCGAUCUGUACCGACCGCAUUUUGAGGACUUGGAUUCUAUUCUGUCAUUAAACGACAAGAAAAUCGAGCGCACCGUGCGCGCAGUGAAAACUUUCGACGAAUUGUCGUCGAGAUUCGAAUUCGCGAAGGACCAAUUGGACGAAGGCGAGCGGAACGCGAACUUCGAAGAAUUUUACGAUAACAGUAGCAAAAUAGCGUUCGCAUUGAACGAACCGGCGCGAUCGUCGAUUUUGGAAACAGAAUCGAAGAACGAGGACCUCGUGCGCGCAUCAGAAACUCGUCGAAAAAAGAUGGACGCAAAUCCGCAGGCGACAUCCGUGGACACUGUCGGGAGGAAAUCAAGUUUCGCGAAGGACAAUGAUAGUCCUAGCAACUGCUCGAAAAACUUGGUGGAAUCAAGUGCGUAUCCUGCAUCAGACGCGAAUAACGGCUCCAGGACGCCUCGUAAAAGGGACAAGACACAAAAGUCAAAGUCCGAGGCGCACUCAUCGGCGUCAUCGUUGGAUAAAUGGGACGUCACGACGUUCUCCAACAUAGUUCCCGCGUUAUCCAGCACACGCACGGAGACGCAGGACACUCAUCGCGAUGUGAAAUCGCGUGCGACGACCGCGUGCAAAUUCUCGGAACUCGAUCGUCCUCAGAAGGAACAUCAUUCCGACAGUAUCUUCACGUAUAUUGCGCGAAGCUUGAAAGACGACGCCGCGGAUCGGUUCGUCGCCUACUUCCUGCAGGACGAGAAGCAGAGCGUCGAAAGGAAAGUCACGAGUGCCGUGAAGGAGUCGGCGAUCGAGCCCGCGACAAUACGGAAACUGCUCGAUCGUUUGCGCGAGGCCGAGACGAUCUGCGACGCGCGUCGAACGGAAACUUUGGACAUCCUGAAGAAUGUGCUGAUUAACGUCGAAAAAGAGACCGAUCGAGGCGUCAGUGAUGAAGAUGCAAACGACGAGGAGAAAGCCGCUUCUCAGAAGGUUCCUGCUUCUUCGAUCGCAGCGAACGCACCGCCGAACACGACUGCGGAUUUGAUCUCGCGAGAGGAAAGCACGCAACAAGCGAAAACUAAGGUGGACGAGAUUGAACGAGUCGUCGAAAAUUCUCGCAACCUCAAAAAUGGCGACGAACAUACGUCCGGUUUGCUCGAGCUGCGAGAAACGAAGGGAAGCGUUCGCUUCGCGUGCGACUCCGCGCCUGGCUCUAAGAGCGACAGCAAAAUGAAGGAAAACUCGUGCUCGGAGAGCGAGUCGUUGAAGCAGAUCUCCGACAUUCGCAGCGACGACGAUAAAAACUCCGGCGAGAAUCUUCAGAAUUUGUCCGCGAAGACUGCAAAAUCGGACGAUAGGAUGGAAACUGACGGUCGGGAUGCUGCGAUCGCGCCAUCCGGAAACGAAGAGGGUCACAUAAACAAUGAGAAGCACGAAAAUGAGCCGGCUCGUGUGCAGGAUAAUAAAGAUUCCACUGCUGGCGAGCGGCGUGAAAACAAAAGUGUCGUCGCGGCGGCCGACAGUCACAAAGACGAAAAUAAAACCUCGGGGCUUGUGAGAAGCGACAAUGAACAGCAAAUGACUGCCGAUCUGGCGCGAUUGGAUAUCUCGAGAGAAGCAUUCGACGCCGUAAAAGAAACUCGAGUUGAGGCGAGACACAAGAAUAACACGUCGGCUGAUAAAGAAUCCGCAUUUCUGAACGGUUCGGAGACGAAAAACGAACGAGUUCACUCAGAAGCGAGUUUUGCCGGAUCGAAAUUCGCGGAUAAAGUAGCGGCAAAGAAGGACGCCAGUCUCGCGUGCUCGACGGCGCAGGAAAAUAUCGAAUCUUUACACGAAAACAAUGCGCGGCAACUUGAGGAAAAGAUUGGUCCUGCGGAUUGUCGCUCGGCUGAUUCUUUGCGAGAUUACGUUUCGCUAUUGAGUCUGAAGAAUAGCGGAUCGUCUUUAAAAGACGUCGCGUCGACGAACAAGCAUAUUUCUCCUAAUUUUGCCGGGGAGAAUAAUUCAAAGGAUGUAAGAGGCGACGAUAUUUUCGGCAAAUCGAUCGAGAAUCGCAGAAAUGGAAACAAAGAAGGAGGACUUCUGAACGGCGCAAAAAGCGAUAAUGAAAAGCAACCGAUUGAUCGGACGAAUGCAUUACGGAAGUAUAAAAUAAAUAUUCCGUCCAGCUCUAAUUCUAGCAUUAGUAGUGCACUUCUCGAUCAUGACGAUAGAUUCAGCAAUGGCGCUUUAAGUACAAAUUCAAAGAAAAUCGAAACCUCGUCCGAGGCGUCUUAUUCCGAGGGAGAAUUGUACAUGCCGAGUUCGUGCUCUUAUUCGCUCGGGGAAGUGAGAAUUCUGAAGAAACGCGACUUCAUCGUCGACAGCACGACAGAUCGUGACAGCAGUAUGACGGUUCUCAUUACCAGAAGUAUGUUAACGUCUUUAAACGACUCUACAGCGUCCCUACUGGAAGAUUCCGGACACAUUUGAAGCAAGUCAUAAAUUCGCCGACACACAUGAUACUUUCCAAUAAUUUCAAUUUUCUCCAACGAUUGUUAUUCAUAUUAUAAUAAAAGAUUUUUGUAUUAUAAGUUGUAUAGUUUGUAUUGUAAGAAAAUGCAAUUUGCUUGUUUAUUUUAGGAAAUUGAACAGGACACGUGUGUUUCUUGUGUUUCGCAAAUCCAAUUCAAUAUACAGGGUGUUUCAGAUCAAACGCAGGUCCUUGAAGGGUAGAUCUCGAUGACGUGAGUAAAAAAUGUUGGUACAAGAAAAUUGUGAGGUCAAUAGUUUUUCAAUAAAAUGCAUUUGAAGUUAACCAAUCACUGGGUUCGUAACUGAAGAAUUUAUUUCUUAUACACAAGCGAUUGUUUAAAACAAUUGAGUUUUAUUUUAAUGCUUACUAAUAUGAUAGUGUUAAUAAUAAUUUCUAAACGAUAUGUAAUUGAUGUGGCAGAAUGUAUUGCAAACGAGAAUGAUUCAUGCCGCGCCGCUCCUGAUGGCCCGAAAUGCGAACCCCGCAUGAUUGGUUAACUUCAAAUGCAUUUUAUUCAAAAACUAUUGACCUCACAAUUUUCUUGCACGGACAUUUUUUACUCACAUUAUCAAGAUCUAUCCACCCCUUCAAGGACCUGCGUUUGAUCUGAAACACCCUGUAUACUAUAAAUUAUAAUUUAAUGAUUAAUAGCUAACUGGAAUGAAGUUUAACGAUCAAUUCUACGAUAUGUAUAAAUAUAUAUUUGUAAGAAUAAAGAAUCAA
Molecule: messenger RNA, 6040 nt
Organism: Linepithema humile (Argentine ant)
Lineage: Eukaryota; Metazoa; Arthropoda; Insecta; Hymenoptera; Formicidae
Source: RefSeq, a predicted model, not a curated record